This is a messenger RNA of Staurois parvus, 2376 nucleotides long. The record is from the annotation of a GenBank genome assembly. NCBI's taxonomy places the organism in Eukaryota, Metazoa, Chordata, Amphibia, Anura, Ranidae.
CGACAGCUGAGCAGACAUCUUGGAGAACGAAUUGGCAACGCAAUGGGAUCUUCAAAGAAGCAUAAGGAGAAGGAAAAAAGAUCGAGAUGUCUCCUUUGCUGGAGGAAGUGGAGAAGAUCGUCACAGGGAGCACAAGAAGCACAAACAUAAAGAACGUGAGCGAGAAAGACGAAAGAGGUCCCGGGAGAGAGACAGACCUAGGGAUAGGGAUGGAAGGUCCCGUACUUCCAAGGAUACAGAUUCUCGAAAAAUAAAGAAGGAAAAGAUGGACCCUACUUAUGACCAGGGUGCUGCUCCUAAAUCAGCAGGUGGAGAUUCUUCGUUAAGCAUUGAGGAGACAAAUAAACUUCGUGCUAAACUUGGUUUAAAACCCCUGGAAAAUCAAUACUGCCAAAACGGAAAGUGGCACUAAGGAAGACCCAGUUGCAGCAGCUGUUAUUAACCCACUAGCUCUAAAACAACAACAGGAACUCAGAGAGAAAUUAGCAGCUGCUAAAGAAAAGAGGAUGCUGAACCAGAAAUUGGGUAAAAUAAAAUCCUUGGGGGAGGAUGAACUAUGGUUAGAUGAUACAGCUGCUUGGAUUGAGAGAAGCCGAAAGCUUCAAGCAGAAAAAGAAAAGGCAGAGAAGAGGGAAAAACUCUUAGCAGAAAUGGAUGAAGAGUUUGGUGUCUCUAAUCUUGUGGAGAAGGAAUUCGGGCAAACAAAGUUACAGAACUAUUCAUCUACAGAUUUGCAGGGACUGACUGUUGAGCAUAAUAUGGAUUCCUUUAUGGAGGGACAGACUGUAGUUUUAACACUCAAGGACAAAGGUGUUCUUGAUGAAGAUGAUUCUGAUGUCUUAGUUAAUGUGAACAUGGUAGACCGAGAGAAAGCAGAUAAAAAUGUUGAGCUAAAGAAAAAAAGACCUGAUUACAAACCUUAUGAAGAAGUAGAGAGUGUGGAUGACAUGGUUGUGUUCCGUCACAAAUCUGUCCUUUCCAAAUAUGAUGAAGAGAUAGAAGGAGAAAAGAAGAAAUCCUUCCGACUGGAGACUGGAGGAACAGUGGAUGGUUCAUGGGAAAAAGAACUGCAGUCAAUUCGGGAAACGUUGCACAAUCAAGCGCAAUCUCUAGAACUGCCAGGGUUGAAGAUUGCAUCUGAGUACUAUACACCGGAAGAGAUGGUCUCCUUCAAGAAAACAAAGAGGCGAGUGAAAAAGAUACGCAAGAAGGAGACAGCCAUUCGAGCUGAAGACUUCUUACUCAUGAAGCUAGAUACUCGAGAGAGUGAUUUUGGAUCUAGGUCUCGGGGACGUGGUCGAAGGCGAGUUGAGGAUUCAGAUGAAGAGGAAAAUCUGGAUCUUAAAGAGGCCGUGCCACAAUCUGAUGACCUUCGAGUGGAGAGUAUGGACAUCAGUGACCAUGUUUCUUUUCCAGAAACUGCUCCAGGAUCACCAUUUGCUUUGGAAGAAGAUGAAUUGGAGACUGAGUUAGAAAAACAGCUGGACAAAAGUAGACGCCUGAAGCAGCAACAGAGAGAGGGUACUGAGAAGGUUUGCUCUUUUAAGGUUGUUUCAAUGGUAAAAAGGCUGACUUCUCAAAAGAGUCAAGAUGAAGAAGAUGAUGAUGACAAGAAGGGGUCCAUUGUGUUCAAUGCAACAUCUGAAUUCUGCAGAACUCUUGGGGAGAUUCCAACUUAUGGUCUGGCAGGGAACAGAGAAGAUCAAGAGGAUUUAAUGGACUUUGAGAAAGAAGAUGAGGAAUCUGAGAAAGAUGGAGACUCUGAUGGAGAAGAAAAUGUUGGCUGGAGCAUGGUGAAUCUUGAUGAGGAAAAGAACCAGCAAGAGUUUUCUGCAGCUUCAACAACUAUUUUGGAUGAAGAGCCGAUUGUAAACAGAGGUCUGGCUGCUGCUUUACAUCUUUGUCAGAACAAAGGUCUGCUGGAGACAACGGUACACAAAGUGGCACGUGUCAAAGCUCCCAAUAAAUCCCUUCCAUCAGCUGUAUAUUGUAUAGAAGACAAAAUGGCAAUAGAUGACAAGUAUAGCAGGAGGGAAGAGUACAGAGGGUUUACACAAGAAUUCAAGGAAAAGGAAGGCUACAGGCCAGAUGUGAAGAUUGAGUACGUGGAUGAGACUGGAAGAAAGCUUUGUCCAAAGGAGGCUUUUAGACAGCUGUCUCAUCGGUUCCAUGGCAAAGGCUCAGGAAAAAUGAAGACAGAGAAACGCAUGAAAAAAUUGGAUGAGGAAGCACUUUUAAAGAAAAUGAGUUCCAGUGAUACCCCACUUGGUACAGUGGCACUCCUGCAGGAAAAGCAGAAGGCUCAGAAGACCCCUUAUAUUGUCCUUAGUGGGAGUGGGAAGAGUAUGACAGCGUGAGUAACAAAAUUGACUAAAU